Messenger RNA from Colletotrichum spaethianum, 1407 nucleotides. Its product is annotated as Na(+)/H(+) antiporter 2. Lineage: Eukaryota; Fungi; Ascomycota; Sordariomycetes; Glomerellales; Glomerellaceae. Bases 1 to 1407 code for a protein of 468 amino acids. Gene Ontology annotation, cellular component: plasma membrane. Gene Ontology annotation, biological process: proton export across plasma membrane; regulation of membrane potential; sodium ion export across plasma membrane. The record is from RefSeq and is a predicted model, not a curated record. Gene Ontology annotation, molecular function: sodium:proton antiporter activity. The transcript has 3 exons.
AUGAUCUCGUUCUUACUUCCCACGCCUUCGCCAUUCGACCUCGCCAUCACGGGGAUCGGAGGCUGGCUCUUGCUAUCCGGCGCCGUCUCCUCUCUCUUCAAAAACCGGUACCACCUCUCGUACGCCACCCUCUCCUUCCUCGCCGGAAGCUUCCUCGCGUCCCUCACCGACUCGGUACAGCCUGUGCACUUUGUUGAAGAUGGCAGCAUCGACGCAGUCACCACCUUCACGCUGGACUUGAGCCGGGUUGUCCUUGGCAUCCAGCUGCUCUUCGCAGGCGUUGGGCUGCCGAGCCGCUACCUUCGCACAGAGUGGAAGUCUCUCGCCCUCUUGCUCGGCCCCGGACUUGUCGUCAUGUGGAUGUCGACCACCCUCGUCAUCUGGCUCCUCGUAGGGGGCGAUGGCAUCUCCUUCGCCCACGCGGCGGCCGUAGCCGCCUGCGUCGCCCCCACCGACCCGAUCCUCUCGUCGGCCAUCCUCGAGGGCCACUUCGCUGAGCAGAACACCCCCAAGGCCCUGCGCGACCUCAUCAUCGCCGAGUCGGGCGCAAAUGACGGUCUCGGCUAUCUAUUCGUGUUUGGCGCCCUCGCCCUCGUCAAGCACGCCACCGUCGGAGGCGGCGCACAGGGUAUCGGCCAGACGCUAAUCUCCUACCUGGGCUACACAUGCCUGUGGGUGGUCGGGGCCAGCGUCGCUUUCGGCUGGGUCGCCGGUCACCUGGCUCGCGUCGUCCUUCGCUGGGCAGACAAGCGUGGGUUCAUCGACCGGGAGAGCCUGCUCGCUUACUCGGUAGCCCUCGCGCUCUUCCUCCUCGGGACGUGCGGAAUGCUCGGAAUCGACGACGUGCUUGCCUGCUUCGUGGCAGGGAACGCCCUCACGUGGGACGACUGGUUCCGUCUCGAGACCUUGGAUGACAAGUUCCAGCACGCGGUGGACGCGAUGCUGAACCUUGUCAUCUUCAUGUGGCUCGGCGCCCGGUGUCCAUGGUCGACGUUCUGGGACGGCGAGUUCAUCGACCUUUGGCGCCUUGUGCUCAUCGGUCUGGGAGUGCUGCUGUUCCGCAGGCUGCCGGUUAUCAUGGCAUCGUACCGCGGGAUCAACCAGAUCGAGGGCGCAUCACAGGGCCUCUUCGUGGGCUACUUUGGCCCCAUUGGCGUGUCGGCCGUGUUCUAUCUCUGCAUCGGCCUGGAUUACCUCGGCAACCUGAGGACGCAGUACAAGAACGCCCCGGCGUCCAUCGAGCGGCUGCAGCAGCUGAUGCUCACCAUCGUGUGGUUCCUGGUUGCUUCCAGCGUGAUUGUCCACGGCUUCAGUGUGCCCGCGGCCAUGUUCGGGCUUCAAAUGAGAGACAUGUUGUCGUUGCCACUGCAGAGCGCCUCGCCAACAGGACGGAUUGCUCUGCCCUGA